AUGCACAAACAUAGGAAGUUCGGGAGACAUCGAUGUUUCCCAAUUCCAAAUAAACAACCGAACGUCACGAAUUACAUGUUUGUUCAAAUCUAUUCAAGAGCUUCGGGAAAAUACAUUCAAGUUAAGAGGAACGGAGUUGACGCUGGCGGCGUGAAUGGCUCACAAUAUGCGUUACUGAAGCUGGAGACGGGCGACUUGGCGAGUCUUGUUACCAUCCAAGGGGUGAAAACAAACCGUUACCUCUGCCUAAAUAGGAUAGGACACAUCGUUACAAGGAAGAAAAAGCAAGAAUUUUCAACGAUGAAGAGGUGCGAGUUUUACCAAGAAGAUGUUAAGGGCUAUGACCAAUACAGAUCAGCCAAGUAUCCACAAUGGAUCUUGGGUUUCUCCAGACGGGGUCGCAUUUUGAGCGGAAUCAAGAGUGCCAAUUGCAAAAGUAAAUGCAGUUAUUUCUUGCGAUACCAGCAGCCAAACGCUCAGACAAGAAAACAUCGCAGGAACCUGAGGCAGAUGCUUGGAAAGCUUAUGAGACGUUAA
Pocillopora verrucosa is the source of this 537-nucleotide messenger RNA. RefSeq names its product fibroblast growth factor 18-like. The record is from RefSeq and is a predicted model, not a curated record. Gene Ontology annotation, biological process: positive regulation of cell population proliferation; positive regulation of gene expression; cell differentiation. Gene Ontology annotation, cellular component: cytoplasm. NCBI's taxonomy places the organism in Eukaryota, Metazoa, Cnidaria, Anthozoa, Scleractinia, Pocilloporidae. Gene Ontology annotation, molecular function: growth factor activity; fibroblast growth factor receptor binding.